CCUGCGCGGUGCGCCGGGCCCUGGGCGGGGCGUUCUCCGCAGACGGCCUGUGCGCACUGCGCCUGCGCGGGUUGAGGGCGGUGGCUCAGGCUCCUGGAAGGGACUGUCCGCCCCUCUGCGCCAACGGUGUGGUCCCAGAACCCAGCGGAGAAGCGUGGCUGAGAAAUGGAGGAGAAAAUGAAGUAAUUAAAGCAGCAGGUAUGAGGCAGAGCCUAAGAGAACUAUGGCAACCUCAGGUGACUGUCCCAGAAGCGAAUUCCAGGAAGAAGUCCCUGUUGAAUUCGGCCAGGAGGAGCUUCUGCAGGGGCCAGUGCAGCCGGAGGAGUUCGUGGCCAUCGCGGACUAUGCCGCCACUGACGAGACCCAGCUCAGUUUUUUGAGAGGAGAAAAAAUUCUUAUCCUGCGACAAACCACUGCAGAUUGGUGGUGGGGUGAGCGUGCGGGCUGCUGCGGGUACAUUCCCGCAAACCAUGUCGGGAGACCGCUGGAGGAGUACGACCCUGAGGACACCUGGCAGGACGAAGAGUACUUUGGCAGCUACGGGACUCUGAAACUCCACUUGGAAAUGCUGGCAGACCAGCCACGAACCACUAAAUACCACAGCGUCAUCCUGCAGAACAGAGAGUCGCUGAAAGACAAAGUCAUACUGGAUGUCGGCUGCGGAACUGGGAUCAUCAGCCUUUUCUGUGCGCACCACGCGCGGCCCAGAGCGGUGUACGCGGUGGAGGCCAGCGAGAUGGCCCAGCACACGGGGCAGCUGGUCUUGCAGAAUGGCUUUGCCGACACCAUCACCGUGUUCCAGCAGAAGGUGGAGGACGUGGUGCUGCCUGAGAAGGUGGACGUGCUGGUGUCCGAGUGGAUGGGGACCUGCCUGCUGUUCGAGUUCAUGAUCGAGUCCAUCCUGUACGCUCGGGACGCCUGGCUGAAGGAGGACGGGGUCAUCUGGCCGACCACGGCUGCGCUGCACCUCGUGCCCUGCAGCGCCGACAAGGACUACCACAGCAAGGUGCUCUUCUGGGACAACGCCUACGAGUUCAACCUCAGCGCUCUGAAAUCUUUGGCAAUUAAGGAGUUUUUUUCGAAGCCCAAGUAUAACCACAUUUUGAAACCAGAAGACUGUCUCUCUGAACCCUGCACCAUAUUGCAGCUGGACAUGAGAACUGUGCAAAUCUCCGACCUGGAGACCAUGCGGGGCGACCUGCGCUUUGACAUCCGGAGGGCCGGCACCCUGCACGGCUUCACAGCCUGGUUCAGCGUGCACUUCCAGAGCCUGCAGGAGGGCCAGCCACAGCAGGUGCUCAGCACCGGGCCCUUCCACCCCCCCACACACUGGAAGCAGACGCUGUUUAUGAUGGACGACCCUGUCCCUGUCCACGUGGGAGAUGUGGUCACGGGCUCGGUUGUGUUGCAGAGAAACCCCGUGUGGAGAAGGCACAUGUCAGUGGCUCUGAGCUGGGCAGUCACUUCCAGGCAAGACCCCACAUCUCAGAAAGUUGGAGAAAAAGUCUUCCCCAUCUGGAGAUGACAGUGGUGUUCUGUUUGGAAAGCAGCGUGCGUAUCUUGAGGGAUGAAUAUGAGUGAAUCAAGACGCACCUGGCUGCUCACACGUGCUCCGUGAAAGUCUGCGGACAUUCGCUCCGCAUGGACCCUCCCCGGCCUGGCAGGUGACGUCAGGGCCCUUCACAGACACACUCGCUGCCCAGCUGCCCUCGCUGCCAGUGUCCGCCCUCUAGAAGUAGGCUGUGUGUUCCAGGUGCCGCCCCGUGGUAGGUCAGUGUUCCCACGCUAGGUCUAGUUCUACACUCCUAGGACGCACGCAUGUCAGCCUGUGUACCCUGUGACAGUGAUGUUCACGCGUCGUGUUCGUGGUGUCCUUACCGCUGUCGGCUCAUCCAGUUAACAUGCAGGAUGUAGGAUUGCAGAGCCGUGCAGGUGUGUGCAGGGGAUGCCGGGCUGCUCUGGCCCAGCUGAGAGCUGGAGGUGGCAGUGCAUGUGGCGGGCUCUGCAUGGGAUAGUACCGUUGCAUAGUCGUCUUCCAGAUAAAUUAUGUGUGGCACAUAGUACA
This is a messenger RNA of Propithecus coquereli (Coquerel's sifaka), 2065 nucleotides long. It is a transcript of the gene PRMT2, whose product is annotated as protein arginine methyltransferase 2. The record is from RefSeq and is a predicted model, not a curated record. The transcript has 11 exons. Gene Ontology annotation, biological process: peptidyl-arginine methylation. NCBI's taxonomy places the organism in Eukaryota, Metazoa, Chordata, Mammalia, Primates, Indriidae. Gene Ontology annotation, cellular component: nucleus. The coding region runs from base 224 to 1525 and encodes 433 amino acids. Gene Ontology annotation, molecular function: protein-arginine N-methyltransferase activity; protein binding.